AUGGCUGCUCACAUGUUUCUCUGGACUCUUUUCAUCAUGACCUCUUCCGAGGAAGCCGAAACGGAGGAAACAGUGACGUGCCUCCACCUGACCUUUUACCACCCUGGCCAGGAGGAGAAGAUGAUGUUCCGCUGCCUGAACUUCUGCAAGCGCGAGCAGGUCAGGGCGGACGACGCGGCCAAGUUCGGCCGCGAUUCCAGCGUCUGCCGCUACAACCUGGUGGACACCCGCGUCUCCCGCAUCCAGUUCUCCCUGCAGUUCUACAGGAAGCUCCACACCUCGGAACACGGCUUUGAGAUAAAGAACUUGAGCAAGAAGACAAAGCUGACUGUCAACCAAACAGAACUGGGGCACUUGAACAAAAUCGACCUGCCCUGGAAGUGCAUCAUCUGUUUUGGGGACUACCAGAUCCUAGCAGAGAUUCAAGAAGGGGAGUCAGUGGAUUAUUUUGAGACACACUUACACUUGGCUGAAGCACCAAUCUCACAAGAAAGGUGCCUGCCACGCCUGCCAUCCCUGCAGCCUAUACCCGAGAACUGCAUUUCUCCUGCCUUAUUUCUUCCCCAAGGCAAAAGCCCCACAGAGAUUGAUGAAAAUGAGCUGUGCUAG
This is a messenger RNA of Cinclus cinclus, 609 nucleotides long. RefSeq names its product TRAF interacting protein with forkhead associated domain (gene TIFA). The record is from RefSeq and is a predicted model, not a curated record. The coding region runs from base 1 to 609 and encodes 202 amino acids. Gene Ontology annotation, biological process: canonical NF-kappaB signal transduction. Lineage: Eukaryota; Metazoa; Chordata; Aves; Passeriformes; Cinclidae. The transcript is spliced from 2 exons. Gene Ontology annotation, molecular function: protein binding.